CAUCUUUUGGGAGGACUCCCUGGAAGAAGUGACUGCAGCAGGUCAGUGAUGGGCUCCACUGCGUUGCUCCACAGUCCGGAUUUGCUUCUCAUCUCACUGCUCUGCACUUUCUGCCUGGCCCAUGCCGAUGAUGUACUCACCAAAGAGGAGCAGAUAGCGCUGCUGUUCAAAGCCAAGCGCAAAUGUGAAAGCCUCAUCAAGUCGUGGCAAGGCAAGCUUCCAGAUGGUUACUGCUCACCAGAAUGGGAUGGCAUUGUUUGCUGGCCCGAAGGGGCUUCGGGAAAGCUUGUGUCCACCUCAUGUCCGGAAUACAUCUACGACUUCAACCACAGAGGGCGAGCAUACCGCCGAUGCGACGGCAACGGGACGUGGGAGAUCUCCACAGCCAACAACAAAACGUGGGCCAAUUACAGUGAAUGUGCAAAAUUCCUCUAUCAUUACAACCAGAACCAGGAGAAGGAUGUCUUUCACCGCUUGUACCUCAUCUACACCGUGGGCUACUCCGUCUCGCUGGGAUCGCUCAUAGUGGCUGUGGUCAUCCUCGGAUAUUUCCGACGCCUGCACUGCACCAGGAACUACAUCCACAUGCACCUCUUCGUGUCCUACAUGCUAAGAGCCGUGAGCAUCUUCGUCAAGGACGUCGUGCUCUACUCGGGAUCCGCCUUGGACGAUGUCCAACGUGUCACGGUGGAAGAACUCAAGUCCAUCACGGAGGCUCCGCCGGCCAACAAAGCUCAUUUUAUUGGCUGCAAGGUGGCCGUGACCCUGUUCAUGUACUUCCUGGCGACCAACUACUUCUGGAUCCUGGUGGAGGGUCUGUACCUGCACAGCCUCAUCUUCAUGACCUUCUUCUCGGACCGGAAGUAUCUGUGGGGCUUCACUCUGAUCGGAUGGGGUGUGCCGGCCAUGUUUGUGAGCGUUUGGGCGACAGUGAGGGCCACAUUUGCGGACACAGAGUGCUGGGACUUAAGUGCGGGCAAUUUGAAAUGGAUUUACCAAGUGCCUAUACUUGUAGCUGUGGUGGUCAAUUUUGUCUUAUUUUUAAACAUCAUCAGAGUCUUAGCGACCAAACUGCGGGAGACCAAUGCGGGAAGAUGUGACACCAGACAACAGUACAGAAAACUGCUGAAGUCCACACUGGUGCUAAUGCCGUUGUUUGGCGUGCACUACAUUAUUUUCAACGCCAUGCCCUACACGGAAGUGUCCGGCAUCCCCUGGCAGAUCCAGAUGCACUAUGAGAUGCUCUUCAACUCCUUCCAGGGCUUCCUUGUCGCAAUCAUAUACUGCUUUUGCAACGGGGAGGUGCAAGCGGAGAUCAAGAAGUCGUGGAGCCGUCGGACCCUGGCGCUGGACUUCAAGCGGAAGGCGCGCAGCGGCAGCAACACGUACAGCUACGGCCCCAUGGUGUCGCACACCAGCGUCACCAACGUGACCGCCCGGGCGCCGCACGCCCUCCACCUCACCACCCGGCUGGGCCCGGCGCCGGUCAACGGUCAUCGCAACCUGCCCGGUUACAUCAAAAACGGCUCGGUGUCCGAGAGCUCGGCGCCGUCGUCGGGCCACGAGCUCCACUCCGCGCCCGAGGAGCUCGGCGCCGCUCCCGCGCAGCCGUGCGAGGAGGCCGAGGAGGAGAAGCCCUCGCCCGUGGUGGUGGUGGAGGAGGAGCGGGAGACGGUCAUGUGACCCCCACCCCGCCCCUCUUAGAAAGAUGGACCCCCAAAUGACGUGGCCAAGACACUUUGAGCUGCCGCAGAAUGUGCAAGUCUUAAAACAGGCUGACUUUUUAAAUUAAUUUUAUUUCUUUACAUCCACUGCCAUCAUUUUUUGGUUUGUUUUUUGUACAU
Phycodurus eques (leafy seadragon) is the source of this 1844-nucleotide messenger RNA. It is a transcript of the gene pth1r, whose product is annotated as parathyroid hormone 1 receptor. Gene Ontology annotation, cellular component: plasma membrane. NCBI's taxonomy places the organism in Eukaryota, Metazoa, Chordata, Actinopteri, Syngnathiformes, Syngnathidae. The record is from RefSeq and is a predicted model, not a curated record. Gene Ontology annotation, molecular function: parathyroid hormone receptor activity; G protein-coupled peptide receptor activity; peptide hormone binding. Gene Ontology annotation, biological process: intracellular calcium ion homeostasis; cell surface receptor signaling pathway; adenylate cyclase-activating G protein-coupled receptor signaling pathway. Bases 49 to 1683 code for a protein of 544 amino acids. The transcript has 13 exons.